GCCUGUCUUAGAGCGGUUCGGUCAAGCGGAUUGCGUCCCGUGUCCGUAAUCGUGCUCCGACGCGCGUCGUUUGUCUUUCCAAUAAGAAAACAAUACGAUAAGCAAGAUCGUUUUAGGGUGUAAGCGCCAAUGUAAAUACGCGCUCAGCUCAAUUGGCACAAAUAGUGCGCAUAUAAACACAAGCUACAGCAGCGGCUUGGCGCGUUUACAAAACAAGUUAAGAUAUUAAUUACACAUACCGCAUUCACACACACACACUCAUUCAAAAUGAAAGUGCCCGCGCGCGACUCGAAAUAUUCGUUCAACUUGAAAAUAUUCAAAUUACAUAACGAGAAAAAAACAUCAACAACGACAUCAACACACGCCACAGUUUCGCCAUCAGUUGCGCCCGCUCCAACUUUGCCCAUGAUCUCGACUAAAAGAAAUUCAUGGCGUGCUUCGUGGCGCGCCGCCAUUGGAGUUGCCAACAAAGCCAAGACAUUAAGCAACCACAAUGAAGUCUUGGAGCCAGCCACAGCCGCAGUUGAAGAAUCUUGCCCAGAACCUCAGCACGUCGAGUGCAGUUCGAACUCAGAUGAUCUGAUGUCGAUGCCAUGGUUUGGCAUGGACAUCGGUGGCACACUCACAAAACUGGUCUACUUCGAGCCAAAGGACAUAACGCCCGAUGAGCAGGACCGUGAGGCGGGCAUAUUGCGCAACAUCCGGCGUUAUUUAACCAAAAACUCAGCGUAUGGCAAAACCGGACAUCGCGAUACACACUUGCAGAUGGACAAUGUGCAGAUACGAAAGCGCUGCGGAUCUCUGCACUUCAUACGCUUUCAGACCACAGACAUGGGCAACUUUCUGUCCCUGGCCAAGCAGAAGGGCAUGGCCGAGCUGGUGACGACUGUCUGUGCCACUGGCGGCGGUGCAUUUAAGUUCGAGAAGGACUUUCGCGAUCAAGUCAACAUGAAGCUUGCCAAGUUCGAUGAGCUGGACACGUUAAUCAAGGGCAUUCUAUUCGCUGAUAUGCACAAUCGCACUGAGUGCUAUUACUAUGAGAAUGCACGUGAAAUUCUCAAGAGUGAGAAGCGUGCGUUUAACUUCUCGCAGCCAUUCCCUUUUAUAUUGGUGAAUGUGGGCUCAGGUGUGUCCAUUCUAGCUGUCUAUGGUCCUGACAACUACAAACGCAUUUCGGGUACCAGCUUGGGCGGUGGAACAUUCCUGGGUUUGUGCUGUCUGCUUACAGGCUGCACCACAUUUGAGGAGGCCAUACAGCUGGCCACAAAGGGUGACAACCGUAAGGUUGACAAAUUGGUCAAAGACAUUUAUGGCGGCGACUAUAAUCGGUUUGGUUUGCCUGGCGACUUGGUCGCUUCAAGCUUUGGCCAAAUGCACAUAAACGACAAACGCCUUUCGGUAACACGAGAAGAUCUGGCCAAUGCCACACUUGUCACUAUUACCAAUAAUAUUGGAUCAAUAGCAAGAAUGUGUGCUCUCAAUGAAAAGAUAGACAGAGUCGUGUUCGUGGGUAACUUUCUGCGCGUGAAUCCUAUAUCUAUGAAAUUGCUGGCAUAUGCCAUGGAAUUCUGGUCAAAUGGCACCAUGAAGGGUCUGUUUCUGGAGCAUGAAGGUUACUUUGGCGCGUUGGGCUGUCUGCUGCAAUUCAAUGGUGAGCUAGCCGCUGCUCUCAAUGACAAUCUGGAUCAACCCGCACAUACAGAAGUCGAGCCGUCCUCAACAUCGAAAGGCGCAGCAGAAAUACCAACGGAUAACUCCGAUGAAACCGCCAGAUAGUCGUAUUCUAUGCAUGCUAAUUAACUGUAUAAUAUAGGUAGUGCAUCCACAGCUGAUCCAGCUCGAUUUAGGAAGGCACAAUAGGUGAAUCAGGUGCAUUUUCUCGCUAUUUAAUACAAUUCUACUCCUUUGGCUUAAGUAAACUCUUAUAGAAGAUGCACAAACAUGAUAAAGACGAAUCGAUUAAGUGCCUGUAAAAAACGCAACAAAAUUAAGCUAAAUUUAUUAACGUUAAGUGUGUUUUGUAGCACACAGAGGAUGCCAAAUUUUAGCACGAUUCAAAUGUAGAGUUUAUUGCUCAACGAACAGUUCCGCCUUUUAAAAAUCCUAAAUAGUUAGUAUUACCUAUUGAAGAAAUCGACCUACUCUCAAAAAAUCUAUCCAAUUUCUAAUCCAAAUGAAUUAUAAAAUCUUUUUAUGCAACCAACUAUCUGCAGCUGUAUAGAUAAAUGCAAAUAUUCCAAAUAGCACAAGCACCAUCAAAACAUAUGUUAAUGUAUAACUAUUUUUAAAAGGAAGUAUGCACUUCUAUCUAGUUUUUUUUUUUACCAUGCUUACUAAAUAUUUGAAUGGAUCUAUUAAGGCUUCUUUGUUUAGUAUAAGUUUGUGGUCUUUUGACGUAAGAUUUUACCUUGUCGAUUAUUUCUUAAGGUAUGGAAAUGCAAUUUGUUUAUCCAAAUAAUUUUGAAUAUACACAUGUAUUAAAACACAAACCACUGGGCAGACGCAAAUAAAUAUAAUUGAUAUCCUCAAAGUUGGAUAAACAACAAA
Molecule: messenger RNA, 2547 nt
Organism: Drosophila busckii
Lineage: Eukaryota; Metazoa; Arthropoda; Insecta; Diptera; Drosophilidae
Gene: fbl
Product: pantothenate kinase 3
Exons: 7
Coding region: 268-1776 (502 amino acids)
Biological process (GO): coenzyme A biosynthetic process
Cellular component (GO): nucleus; cytosol
Molecular function (GO): pantothenate kinase activity; ATP binding
Source: RefSeq, a predicted model, not a curated record